Armigeres subalbatus is the source of this 3877-nucleotide messenger RNA. RefSeq names its product neuroligin-3-like. The transcript has 16 exons. Gene Ontology annotation, cellular component: postsynaptic membrane; cell surface; plasma membrane. Gene Ontology annotation, biological process: postsynaptic membrane assembly; neuron cell-cell adhesion; modulation of chemical synaptic transmission. The coding region runs from base 1 to 3591 and encodes 1196 amino acids. The record is from RefSeq and is a predicted model, not a curated record. Lineage: Eukaryota; Metazoa; Arthropoda; Insecta; Diptera; Culicidae. Gene Ontology annotation, molecular function: signaling receptor activity; neurexin family protein binding.
AUGCGGGCCCACAAUGGGCCAACAAUUAUUAACGACCACCAGACUGAGCACUGGCGGAACCAACGACAGGAAAAGCAACAGCAACAGCAACGGCACCGAAGGCACGAGGCAUCACGAUUAGGAGGUUUAAUCCAGUGCUGUCACUUUUGGCUGGCGAUUGUGAUACUGAUUGGAUUAGUGGCGGUGCCGACUGGGGCUGGACCGAGGUACAGUUCCAGAAUUGUGGAAACCAAAUCGGGGGCGAUUCGCGGUGUGAUACUCGAGCUCAAUUCGAAGUACCUGGAACCGGUGGAGGUUUUCAAAGCGGUCCCAUACGCCGCUCCCCCAGUAGGGGAUCUACGGUUUGAAGCACCGAAAAAAUUGACACCUUGGAAGGGAACAAAAUUGGCGGACACCUUUGGUCCGGUUUGUCCGCAGAGCUUCCCGGACAUCAGCAACCGCACUGUCGCUCUGCUCUCCAUGCCGAAGGGGCGCUACCAGCACUUGAAACGUCUACAACCGCUGCUUGCCAACCAGAGCGAGGACUGUCUUACACUCAACAUCUACGUUCCCGGAAGGGUUUCCUCCAGGAAUUCCUCCGGAAGUUCCUCCGGAAGUUCCUCCAGGAAUUCCUCCGGAAGUUCCUCCAGGAAUUCCUCCGGAAGUUCCUCCAGGAAUUCCUCCGGAACACCUUACUCCAUCUUCUUCUACAUCCACGGCGAGGCGUACGACUGGGGCUCCGGCAAUCCGUACGACGGCUCCGUGCUGGCCAGCUACGGUCACGUGAUCGUUGUUACAGUCAAUUUUCGUUUAGGAAUUCUCGGUUUUCUCAAAACUCGUGCCUCUGCUUCACCGGGUGGUUCUGGUGGCAAUCUAGGUUUAAUGGACAUCAUCCUCGCACUGCAAUGGGUGCGAGACAAUAUUGGCGCGUUCGGCGGUGAUCCCAAACGAAUCACCGUGGUUGGCCACGAUACGGGUGCGACCUUGGCCAACAUGGUGCUAAUCUCAAAAGCGGGAAAAGGUCUCAUAAGUCGAGCAAUCCUGCUCAGUGGAUCCGCUCUCAGCCCAUGGGCGAUGGUUCCCGAUCCCGAUGCCAUUCGGUUGGAGGUGUCCCAACAAAUGGCAUGUCAUCUGCUGGUAGAUCCACCGCCAGGAAAGCCUGCCCGUAAGCCAUCGACCGACGACAUCACCGAUUGUCUGCGGGACAAACCACUGGAGGCCCUGAUGGGUGUAAGACUGACCGCCGUACGGUUCAUGCCGUCCUGGGGACCAUUUCUACCGCUGGAGGAUUCGUUGGAUCCGGAAUUCGCUAUGGAACACUCCGGCGAGGGCUUCAUCACCAGCGAGCUGAUGCUCGGCAUGACCACGACCGAAAGCUAUAACGAUUUCAGUGCUUCCGAUAUACAGUACGGGCUUGAGGAAGAGCAGCGCAAUCGACUGCUACGAACGUACAUCCGGAAUGCGUUCACUUUCCAUCUGAACGAAAUUUUCUCGGCCGUACGGAACGAGUACACCGAUUGGGACAAACCGAUUCAGCACCCGAUCAACAUCAGGGACUCGACAAUGGAAGCGCUGAGCGAUGGUCAUACGGUAGCCCCGCUGAUAAAAGUGGCCUAUCUGCACGCCCGCCGUGGAGCCAAAACGUACAUGUUCCAUUUCGCCUACCAGACCAAGGAGACCGAGUAUCCACAGCGACUGGGCAGCAUCCGCGGUGAGGACCUGCCGUACGUGCUGGGCCUUACGUUGGUCCAGGGAGGGCCGUGGUUCGGGCAGAACUUCACCCGCCAAGAUAUGGGAGUGAACGAGGCCGUGCUUAAUUUUGUGACCAAUUUCUGCAAGACCGGCGAUCCGAACGAGGCCGGUCAUCAGGCACCGCUGCUGCAUCCGGACUACGGGACGGCCAAAGAGCGAACGCGCUUCCGCGGUAUCACUUGGGACACAUUCGAAACGACCACGCAGCAGUAUCUGAGCAUAUCAACCAAACCAAAGAUGCGUAGUCACUACCGAGGGCACAAGAUGGCGCUGUGGUUGAACCUGAUACCGCAGCUGCAUCGCCCCGGGGACCAGGACGUUUCGAUGCGGCACCAUCACUUCCGGGAGCGGGAGCCCCAUUACUACGCUGGAUCAGUCCGGGCCGAGUCGUUCAGCAGGCCGCGGAUGUUUGCGGGAGGUGGUGUUGUUGGUGGCAUGGGAGGCAUAAACGAUGCCCAGGAAUCGAGGCAGGAACUUUUCGGCACAGAGUGCACUCCGGAUCCGACGAUGGGCGAGGUACUGCAGGAAGGAAACUCCGAGGGCGGCAUCCUGUCCGAGGAAGAGGAGGAAGAGCUGCUGGAGAAGUUGGCCAACCGGCAUUACUACAGCUACACCGCCGCCUUGGGAGUGACAGUCGGUGUCGGUUGCUUGCUCCUGCUGCUAAAUAUGCUCAUCUUUGCCGGAAUCUACUAUCAACGAGAUCGGUCCCGUCGACGGAAGUCCCAAACGACGGGCAGCAGCAACAACAGCACAUCCGCCGCCACCACCACCACCGGCCUCACCAUCGGCUCCGGAAGUGGAUCUCGCAACAACAACGGAAACCCCAGCCCGGACGAGGGAGAUAUCCAGCUGACGACGAUAGUGCCGAGUCCGUCGCCACCGACGAGCAAGGCUAAACGAAGCCACGAACCACCCCCGAGCUAUGCAACGCUUCCCAAGCGGUCCUCCCAUCAACAUCAGCAUCACCAUCAGCAACAACAACAACAACAACACCAGCAGCAGGGUGGAGUGAAGGAUACCAAUCUGACGACAGCCACGCUGGGACGGGCCGGAAGUUUCUCGCACAAACAACAGAUUCUCCAACACCAGUCAAGUGAGUUGUCUUCGCGAAACCAUCACUGCACAUCCGGGGCAACAGGGCCGGAAGCCAUCCAUAAUCACCACCAGCACCAUCACCACAGCAAUCAGACCCUGCCGAGAUCUGCCAAGUCGGCCCCACUGCCCCCGGUUCGGUCAUCGAGCAAUGCGCCAUCACCUUCGCCGGCAUCUUGCAUUACGGCCAGUGCUUCGACAACGACGGCAUCCAUUUCACCAUCCCCCACCCCGUCGGCCUCGACGGCGUCCACCCAAACGGCGGCCCCGCUGACUUCCAUUCUUGUAAAUAGCAAUAGCGCCAAUGGCAGCAACAGUGGCAGCCACGGACAUCAUCUUCAUCACCAUACGUGCGGUGGUGGCGGUGUCGGCGGUGGGAUAAACAGCAAUGUCAUUACGGUGGACUUGGUGAGCUCAACCAAUCCGAAACUGACGGGACCGGGACCGGGCUCGUCCUAUAGCAGUAAUAGCAACAAUUUUAUCGGUAGCGGUAGUGGUAGCAGUAGUUUAGGUAGUAGUGGGAACAGCGGCGCUCAUCAUCAUCACCACCACUCGCAUCAUUCUCACGCGGUGGGUGGUGCUGGUGCUGGGGGUGGCGUAGGAGUAGCAGGAGGAGGUUCCGUCCUAGGUAUCAGCGGAGGGAUCAUUGGCCAUGGUGGUAGCGGGAAUCUCACAGGAUCCAUGACCAAUGCUAACCACCCGCAGAUGGCUGCCGCCGGAACGUCAACGCUGAAAAAACGUGUUCAGAUCCAGGAGGUAACCGUAUAGCACAGGUACAGCACAGCUGACGACGACCAGGAAGCUGUGUGAGGAUAUAAAAAUGAGCGAAAGCACUAAAAACCUUUAGCAAUCCGCUAAGAAUGUAAUCCACUACACUGGAACUGGGAGUGAAAUCCCCGUGAAGCAAUCAGGGAAUCGGAGUGCGUCGGACGCGGAGUGGGUUCCUAUUUCUGUAAAAUUAAUUAAAUUGAAACUUGAACGAAAUUUCAGAGCGUCGAGCCAUUCAAGCUUGACUUACUUUCAUUUUGCAAACGGCUUUCCCCUUUCCAAUUUC